CGCGAUCCUUCAUUCGUUGAAGUGGAAGCCGCCACAGUUUUGCGGGUCAAACUGAAAGACCCAACUCAUAUAGCCAAACAAACAAUCUUCAACACUCGUACCUUCCUAUCUAAGUUGUUGUUUGUCGCUCAUAAUGCUUCGUAACAUGUUCCUGUUUUUGUUUUUGUUUUUGUUGUUGUUGGCCUGGGUCGACUCGCACGAGGAGUCAGGUCCAUGGACCUGCGAUUCCAACUCGGAGAUCCGAGUCGAGGCCGAGUUCAAACCCGGAGUUAUUACACUCGACGGCCAUGCCGACGAUUGGAAAGGCAUUGAUGGGUCCCACUUUCCCCUUCUCCCAGCACUCGACCCUGAUGUUGAAAAUGAAUUCAAAGGUGGAGCCAUGUCCCUUAAGACUCUGCAUGAUGGUCGCGAUAUUUUCUUUCUGCUUCAAGUUGAUGGUGAUUAUGCGUACUCUAAAGGCGAAAGCAACAAAUGUCCAUCUAUUGCUCUCAUGUUUCAAAUUGGGGAUAGUGCCUCUUAUCAUAAUAUGGGUGGCUGUGAAGAACAUUCAACCUCAUGCACAAACAAGACCUGCAAAGGUCAUGAAGUCGACAUUAUGCACUUUUCAAUUGGAAAUGCUAUUCCAGGACGGCUUUAUGGUGGGAAUCCCCUAGACAAUAGCAAUGGAAAUGGAGGUGACAGGUUUGGCCACUUGGUUGAUCUUUAUGCCUGGAAUCCACACUGCAGAUACUUGGAUGGAACUGGUCCUUCAGGUUCCGCUAAUGAUUCUAGUGCGCAAAAUGACUGGAAGGGUGCUUGGUGGCAUAGCAGCUUUGAAGUCCACUCAGGUUUCGUAGAGGAUGAGAGUCCAUAUUCGGAAAAUGGAAAAAAGGGAACAUACUUUUUUGAAUUCUCUAGGCCUUUGAGGACUAUGGAUCAUCUUCAACAGGAUGUGCAAUUUUCCAUUGGCGGAUCCAGUAAGAUGUCUGUUGCAUUCUGGUAUCCAGUAGAUGGUCAGCCAUGGCAUGGUUCUGGACACUACUCUGUUAACUGUGAUUGGGUUCCCAUUGAUAUAUCUUUGGGAAGUUCUUUGAGUGGCAAGUCAGGAGACACAGCAUCAAGUAGCUCAUGGAAUGUUGCAAGUGCCUUUUCUCUUAUACUAUCAGUAGCAGCACUUUGUGUGUCUGUGUUUGUGAGCUAUCGGGUUUUCAGUCCCAAGGGUAUUCCCUUUACACCGAUGGAGAACCUUUAACUAUUGCACCAACAGCUUGAGUUUGGGAUUGUACUAUUCAUUACGUUUGUACUAGAUGGGUUUGUACUGUUUAGUGCUUUCUCUUUCACUAUUUUUUUAAUGUAACUGAAGCAUUACUUUAGUUAUUUUAGGCAAUGGUCUGAAAAGUCUUAAUUCAUUAUCAGCUUUUUGGAUUUCCAUCUUGUGCUUUGUUGUUGCAGUAGCAGGACCGUUCACUUUUCAGCUUAUAUUAAGUUCAAAAUGGA
This is a messenger RNA of Gastrolobium bilobum, 1476 nucleotides long. RefSeq lists its product as uncharacterized. NCBI's taxonomy places the organism in Eukaryota, Viridiplantae, Streptophyta, Magnoliopsida, Fabales, Fabaceae. Bases 134 to 1231 code for a protein of 365 amino acids. Gene Ontology annotation, molecular function: heme binding. The transcript has 8 exons. The record is from RefSeq and is a predicted model, not a curated record.